AUGAAAUCAGUAUAGAACUUUUAAAUUGUCUAAAACAUGAAAGCAUACUUUUCAGAUGAUAUUUAAAGUCUUUAAAAAAGAAUAGAUGGUCCUAUUACAAGCUACGAUAGUAUUAGUAGUGAUCAAAUGUUAUUGCCGGAUUUGAAAUCAAUAAUCUUAAAUUAGAAUGAUUUAAUACGAGAAAAUUAUUAAGGGUUACUUCCAACUGAAACAUACUCAAGAAGCCUUACAACUAAUUCUUCAAGUAUUUAUUUAUAUAAAAAUUAGGUCAACUUUUUAGAUUUGAAGAACAGUUUAUAAGUGUUAAUUCAAUAUCUUCAGAAUCAGUAUCAGAUGAAUUUUGA
Messenger RNA from Paramecium pentaurelia, 344 nucleotides. The record is from the annotation of a GenBank genome assembly. Lineage: Eukaryota; Ciliophora; Oligohymenophorea; Peniculida; Parameciidae.